Molecule: messenger RNA, 591 nt
Organism: Wickerhamiella sorbophila
Lineage: Eukaryota; Fungi; Ascomycota; Dipodascomycetes; Dipodascales; Trichomonascaceae
Product: Ankyrin repeat-containing protein P1E11.10
Exons: 1
Coding region: 1-591 (196 amino acids)
Molecular function (GO): protein binding
Source: RefSeq, a predicted model, not a curated record
AUGAAUAUUUGGAUUGCCUCGGCAGACAACCUUAUUGACAAGGUCAAAGACUACAUUGAGACGCAGGGCAUGAGUCCGAACUCCAAGGAUGAAAACGGCUACACCCCACUGCAUGCUGCGGCAGAAUGGGGUCACUUUGAUCUCAUUUCGUACCUGCUGGAGAAAGGUGGAGACGUGAACAUUACUGAUUCUGACGGCGACACGCCGCUCCAUGCCACAGAGUCGGUUGAAAUGGCCAAGUUUUUGGUUGAACACGGUGCAGAUCCCAAAAAGAAAAACAGCGAAGGGCUCACCGCGCUCGAAAAGGCCCAAGAAGAAGACCCUAUGGAACUGUCAGAUCUCAUAACAUAUUACCGCGAGCUCAACGGCGAAACAGUUGAAAAGCUGCCUGAGGAUAUGAGCGUUUCCAUGUCGUAUGCUGAAGAGGCUUCCGGAACGCCUCUGCUGGGCGAGGAACAGCGCAAACAGCUCGAAGAAAUCGUGCAGAGAGAGGACGAAGCAGAGUUGACAACGUUCCUCCAGAACGCUUUGCUACAGGCUCAGGCUAAAAGCGACUCUCCUAACAAACGCCAGCACCUCGAUGAACAAUAG